Messenger RNA from Gaeumannomyces tritici R3-111a-1, 1501 nucleotides. RefSeq lists its product as hypothetical. The transcript has 2 exons. Gene Ontology annotation, cellular component: membrane. The coding region runs from base 85 to 1383 and encodes 432 amino acids. Gene Ontology annotation, molecular function: metal ion transmembrane transporter activity; oxidoreductase activity. The record is from RefSeq and is a predicted model, not a curated record. NCBI's taxonomy places the organism in Eukaryota, Fungi, Ascomycota, Sordariomycetes, Magnaporthales, Magnaporthaceae. Gene Ontology annotation, biological process: metal ion transport; transmembrane transport.
CCAACCCCGCAGGAAAUCACAGCACCCGAGCUCUCUAAGCUAUUGGCCUGCCCAAACUUGUCUACAGCCGGACCACGUCCUCAAAUGCGCGUCGUUCUCGUCGAAAACAUCCAGCCUCAAAUACUGAUCAUCCUUGGUCGGAUCCUCAAGGUGGACCCGGUAUUUUUCGCAGGCCACGUCAACACCGACUUUCAAGACAUCGAAAAGGCGCCCCUUCCGCCCUCCCUUGCCUUUUUUCCAUCGCAACUUGCCGAAAAUGGGUUUUUGUAUGUCCAUUAUCAGCAGGUGGUCGACCUAGGCAAUUCGUCGACGUUCGAUGCCUUGCCGUACGCUCUCAAGACGGACUCGAGCCCCCCACGUAACGUCCGCCGACUGCCUCCCCUGUCGGGAAGACAACUUGCUUUUGCGCGGGGAUGUUGCUCCAUGUUAUCGCGAAGGAUGAGCGACGGCUUGUGGAUUUGCCUCAUUCUAGUUGAUCCCCCAGUUAAUUCGGUCAUCGCCACUGUAAAUGCGGGAAAUAUAACAAAGCAUCCAAGCAAGCCUCUACAUGGUGGCUUCGAAGACUUCAUACAGCCGGCACCCUUCUCAUCCUUCGAAUCGGCCACCGGAAACAUCGAUUAUAGCUUGCAGGAUCCUCCCCACCAGAGGUCCAUGCUCGGCAGCCUCGUCCACUACUUCGUCAACCACCGCCGGCUGCAGGGGUUUUCCGCCAAUGCCAUGCCAUCGAGCGUCCUUACAAUAGGCUACUACCCGGUCCGCAUCGCGCUGGCCGAGUGGGUUUUCUACACUCACCUGGCCAGCCGAUAUGUCAAAUUCUAUAAGUAUACCCUGCGGGACGUCCACACUCGGCUGCACGACAGCGACAUUGUCGAUCUCCAGCGCUGGCGGCGACGGUGCAAGCAGAGCCAACACAAGCUCGUCCUCCUCGCCGAGUUCGUCCACCACUGGCUUCCUCGCAAGCAGCAAGAGCAGCGGCUAGGGGACGACAAUGAUAUCGACAAGCAGCUGCAGCCUUGGGACCUGGUUCUCAAGGAUAUCGGCUUUUUGCAAUCGCAGCUCAAGGACCACAGCCACUCGCUGGAACAAACGAUCCCUGUGGCGACGGCUAUGGUACAGCUGCUCGAUUCGCGGCAGUCGAUCGCCCAGUCGGCCAACGUCACGCGGCUAACCUAUAUCGCCCUCGUUUUCGUGCCGCUUUCCUGGGUCGCGGGCCUGUUCAGCAUGUCUGAGAGGUACUCGCCAGGCGGGAACGGCGAAUUCUGGGUGUACUGGGCCACGGCGCUGCCGCUACUCCUGGUGGUACUGCUUCUGUCUGCUUUCUCACGGAUGCAAAGGCCGCUGGAAAGCCUUAACGGCUUGUGGGAGAGCGCUUUGAAAAGGUAGCAUGUUGGGGCGCGAGCUAAGGAUGAAUCAAAGUUGGCGAACAUUUAACGCAUCCAAGCAACUGUAAACUUACGCCAGCCCAGAUCGACCCGCCAUAUCCACGAUGGUGCAGAAGGGC